Ilyonectria robusta is the source of this 1646-nucleotide messenger RNA. RefSeq names its product CWC16 protein. The record is from RefSeq and is a predicted model, not a curated record. Gene Ontology annotation, cellular component: U2-type catalytic step 1 spliceosome. The transcript has 2 exons. NCBI's taxonomy places the organism in Eukaryota, Fungi, Ascomycota, Sordariomycetes, Hypocreales, Nectriaceae. Bases 343 to 1218 code for a protein of 291 amino acids. Gene Ontology annotation, biological process: mRNA splicing, via spliceosome.
GAUGCCAUGAGGUACUGGGGUUUAUUUCUUUACAUAUUCCAAAAACCUGAAGCAUAAGCCCACCGUAAAGGCGGCAUACUCAGUACGUCACUCGCGAUUGCGGCUGUGGGGUUGCCUGGGCAUUCUCUUAUCGGCCGACAUUUAUCCGGCGCCAAACCGAAACUCGGGACAUCCCUUCACGGUUCUAAACCUGACUUCACAUCACCUUCAUUAUUUCGUCUUUGGUCAAUCAAAAGCUCCACCCUUACUUCCAGUCGCACAUACCACAGACCCAGGCCUUGUGCGGAGUCGCCCAUAUUCCUUUGCCUCUCAGAUUCGGUCGAAGAGACAAACUCGCCCAACAUGUCUGAACGCAAAGUCCUUCAGAAAUACUACCCCCCAGACUUCGACCCGAGGGAUAUCACUCGCCGCAAAGGUCCCAAACCGUCCGGCCCGAAGAUCCAAACAGUACGAAUCAUGGCACCUUUCAGUAUGCGAUGCACGGCAUGCGGAGAAUUCAUCUACAAGGGCCGCAAGUUCAACUCUAGGAAGGAAACGCCUCUGGACGAGAAGUACCUGGGCAUCCAGAUAUUCUUCCUCAAUAUUCGCUGUACCCGCUGCAGCUCCGAAAUCAUCAUCCGGACAGAUCCCAAGAACAACGAUUACAUGGUGGUCAAGGGCGCGGUUCGCAACAUGGAGCCCUGGCGGAACAAGGUUACGGAGGAAGAGACGGUGGAAGAGCGCCUAGAUCGAUUAGAGCGAGAGGAAGCCGAGGCUGCGGGUGAGGAGGAGAAGAAUGCGAUGGCAGAUCUGGAAGCCAAGAACGUCGAUGCGCGGCGGGAGAUGGCAGCGGCUGACGCCUUGGACGAGAUUCGACAACGAAACGCCCGGAUAAACCGAUCAGAGAAGGAUGGCGUCGACUACUCUGACAGCAUUGUGCGGACCGAAGAUGAAGAGCGGGAGCAACAGGAAAGAGAAGAUGAGGACGCAGCAAAGCGAGCAUUCGCUGAGGCCCGAGCCCAAAUGGACGUUGUAGUAGAGGGUGACGCUUUGGAUCAAGACGUAACGGAAUCGGAACCAGCAUCGAUCAGCGCGCCGUCCUCGAGUUUGGCGGGGUUCGUCACUUCGGAGCCUGUGGUGGAUUCAGAGAUGCCACCUCCGUCAUUCAAGCGAAUUCCGAAGAAGAAGAAGAACUAUUCAGCAAUGCUAGGUAUCAAGAAGAAGCCAUCGCUGGUAUGAUGCGCCAGACAAGAGGUGUGAAGACGAUGGUCAGGAAGCUGCAGGACACACCGAGUCAAGAACUACAUACCCUGGCGAGCGAAAGUUCACGGCAUGGCAGCGGAAUUCGAUGAUAUAAAUGAGAUUGACUAAUUGGGACAGUUGGGCAUUAUUGGAGUUUAUGGGCAAAUAUACGCGAGGAGGUUUUGGGGGCAUUCAACCUGGUGCAAUUAGUACUCGAGAACCACAUACGCGGGCAUGAUCCAAGCCGCUUAGCAAAAUACAAAACGAACAAGCAUGCUCGCUCCAAACGAUUAGAUUACUUGCCAUCACAACCCUAGUAUUUAUUAUUGCUAUCCCAGGAAAUCGGGCAGUGACGGAUUAUGUGACAGUGGCAGGUCAUCAAGCUCCAUAGUCGAUUAUGUUUGUUUGCCAGAUCAUAUAAUGAU